AUGCCGGCUCCGUACUCUGAUAACAUGUACUCCGACAUGGGUCAAGACGCCGCUUCGGCCGCCGGUGACGACCAUGACAACCGUGACGAUGCCUUGUCACCCACUGAUGGCUACUUCCACGCGUCAGAGACGUCAGAUGCGGCGCCAUCGUCGCAGUAUCCCGGUGUGUCACGGCAUCAGCACCAACACCAACACUACCAACAACCACCACCACAACGCACAUCUUCCAAUGUACCCGUCGUGCCCAAUGUCCUUGUCGAGGAUCCAACCUUACGGGAUGACAAGGGCGCUGCAAAGGCCAAGGAGGCCGAGGAGGAGCGCUGGAUAAAUAACGCCACCAGUCAUGCCUCAUCAGAAGCUGCCUUUACACCACAAACGGGAAGCAACAUUAUAACCCAAGGAACAGACGGCACUGCAUCUACCUCGUCAGCUGCAUACGCCGGGGAUAACCAUACGACAUCACACACUCCGACCAGCCCUACAUUCGUCACCUCGCCUACUCAUCACCACCGGCGUAGUGUCGAGGAAGACGCUCCCUUACUUUACACCGGACACAGUACCCGCCUCCCCUAUUCUCACACUCCUUCCGAGACAGCAACUUCAGCAACGUCAACUUCCUUAAACCAUCCCAGAGCCCAGUCCCAGACGCAUCAUCAGAACCCUCUGGACGCGCCACCUGCCUACUCACCUUCUCCAUCAUCGCCUCCUUCUGGCGGUAAUUCUCAAGGCUAUCAAACCUUUGCACCUACCCCAUCUGGUAACAACAAUAACGACAACCCAGACGUCAAUCAAGACACAAUGGGAGUCCCCGAAGAACAUCAGGCUCUGCUGCCUCGUCAGCCUCAGUCAAUGGGUGGCUCACCCAAUGGCCCUCCAGGUUCCAGAUGGCAACGAGUUAAAAACUCCAUUCACUCCCCCAAUACAAGGAAGAAUAUUCGAACCCUCCUUGGCAUUGCUGUCAUCUUGUCCAUUAUCUUUGCUAUUUUCGGUGGCAUCUCCUUGAGUAGUGCUCCUCGACAUCCUAAGAUCCCUAAAAUCAUCGACAACGACCCUGUCAAACCACCAACAAUGGGCGGCGAGCGUGACUUGGAAUGGAGACCAAACGGCUCCUGCAGAAACACUCCUCACAAAUUUGACAAGUCUGUUACAUCUUUCCAGUCCGGCAGUGGCUAUACCCUGGACAUUGUGCAGAGACCUGAGAGGAACACCCAUGAGAGGGGCCGUCAACCUAACAUUUCGGGACAACUAUUUGUUAUCCCAUCCAAGGAAUCCGAUGGUAGCAUUGAAAUCGAAAUCAUUUCCAACGAUGAGAGGUUAAGACCAAGUACCGAUAUCCACGUUGACAACGGCCGUCAGUACGUCGAAAUCAUUUCUCCCCGUGCCCUCGACUGGUGGGACUAUCAAAGUCAGGCGCCUUGCAUUCAGAUGCGUGUCACCGUCUACGUCCCCCACAAUGCUUAUCUCGACAAUCUCAACCUCGAUCUCGUACACCUUGAUGUUACCAUUGCCGAGGGGCUUGUUAUGGGUGUUUUGGACGGUCCCACCAUUAAGACGGUUGUUGGUGAUGUCAGAACGCCUCGUGCCAGCAACCUCGACGACGAUGUUGUACCCUACUCACUGCAAUCCCGACGCAUUGUUAUUGAGACCGUCAGCGGAGACAUCAAGGGCUGGUUCCCUCUCUAUGAUUUGCUCCAGGUCAAGUCUGCUUCUGGCAAUGUCGACGCCCAGGUUGCUCCUAAAGCUGCCGACAAGGAGUCUGCCAAAGAAGCCCAGCUAAAGGUUCACUCCAUCUCUGGAGAUGUCAAGCUUGAAGAGCCGCUGGCAUCAACUGUGAAGAGUGGCAAGCUGGGAAAGAAGCUUCCGCCGCGUGACUACAAGGUUGAAGCUGCCACCGCUUCCGGAGAUAUUACUGCCGACGUUGUCAUGACAUCUACCGCCAAGAUCGAGUCUGUUUCUGGCGACCUGUACCUCAAUAUACUCCCACUCAUUGCCAAGGGUUCCGGAAAAACGAGCCUCAGUACUGACACCAAGAGUGGAGUCACCAACGUCAAUAUCUACGAGGCCGUGGCGAUUGAGUUACCCGAACAGGCCAAGUCUCAUCCUAAAGAUAUCGAAAUCCGCAAGGUUGAUAGCCCAGCUCUAUCCAACUUCGAGACAAAGCAUUCCUCCAUCAGCGGCGAUUUCAAGCUUCACUACCCUGCCACCUGGGCUGGCAAGUUCCGCGCCGAGACCAUGUCUGGCGAUAUCUCUGUAACUGGCAAAGAUGUCAAGAUCACUCGACGAAGCCGUGGUUUCAGCAAAUUUGUAGAAGGAGAAAAGGGCGAAGGAGAAUCAUUUAUCAAGAUGGGCUCCAUGUCUGGCGAUGUGAAGCUACUGAUUGGUAAGCAGUAA
This is a messenger RNA of Pochonia chlamydosporia 170, 2391 nucleotides long. RefSeq lists its product as hypothetical. The coding region runs from base 1 to 2391 and encodes 796 amino acids. The record is from RefSeq and is a predicted model, not a curated record. NCBI's taxonomy places the organism in Eukaryota, Fungi, Ascomycota, Sordariomycetes, Hypocreales, Clavicipitaceae. The transcript is spliced from 2 exons.